AUGAUGAUAUUUCAUUUGGAAACCCAUCCAAAUAUUACAUGGUAUUCACAAUGCAUUACGUUCAACGCAUUUCCAACAGACGCUCACGAGCUUACCUAUUCGUUAUUUGGAAUGAUUAUGAUGUAUUGGUUUCCAUUAAUAGUAAUUAUUUAUACUUAUACAAGUAUAAUAUUCGAAAUUUGUAAACGUUCGAAGGAAAGUGACGAAGACAGGAUACGCCGUUCGUCCUUGGAAUUUUUAAGCCGUGCUAAAAUACGCACAUUGAAAAUGACCAUAAUCAUAGUUACAGUUUUUUUUAUCUGCUGGACUCCGUACUACGUCAUGAGUUUAUGGUAUUGGAUUGACAAAACKUCAGCAAGGAAAGUUGAUCAAAGAGUACAAAAAGGAUUAUUUUUAUUCGCUUGUACAAAUUCUUGCAUGAAUCCUAUUGUUUAUGGUGUUUUUAAUAUUAGGGAUAAGAAAAAGGGAACAACAUCCUUAACAAAUAAUCCAACUAAAGGACGAGGAAUAUCUCACGAACAAUCAAAAGAAAAUUGCAUACCAAAUACGAAAAAUCGAAUAAUUGAUCUUCAAUUGAAAACMAUCACCGAUGCCUAUGUAAAUUUGAAUCAAGAAAGGAUCAUCGAACUUUGAAAAGAAUUUAACAACGAAUAAUACACGAACAAUGCAAUGAUAUAAUAAAUCAAAUUGGAACACUGAAACUUGACUUUGUAGGUGGUUCUACUUCCCACACACACAUGGCUAACUGGWAAUGUUAUGUUACUGCAUAUAAAAAACUCUUUGUGUGUGUGUGUGUACUUAUCGUUCAAGGAAUAAUAAAAAAAGGAAAGAAGAAAAGAUAUAAAGGAAGAAAAAUAUAAGAAAGAAUACAUUUGUUGUUCUUUGAUUGAAUUUUCUUUCUUUUGUUAAUAGAAAUUCUAAGGAUGUUAUCAAGUUGAGAAUGUUAUCAAAAUAUAAUAAUAAAAAGUGGAAAUAUCAGAAUGUUUUUUAUGAUUUAAUAUAGUUUUGAUAUCAUCAUGCAAUUGUUCUGAUUCAUAUCACUUCUUCUAUGUACAUAUAUCUAUAUAUAUAGAUAUAUAUC
Molecule: messenger RNA, 1081 nt
Organism: Polistes dominula (European paper wasp)
Lineage: Eukaryota; Metazoa; Arthropoda; Insecta; Hymenoptera; Vespidae
Product: adipokinetic hormone/corazonin-related peptide receptor variant I
Biological process (GO): G protein-coupled receptor signaling pathway; cellular response to hormone stimulus
Cellular component (GO): plasma membrane
Molecular function (GO): adipokinetic hormone receptor activity; vasopressin receptor activity; peptide binding
Source: RefSeq, a predicted model, not a curated record